AUGUCGCGCGCAGUUACCUGGAUGAAGAUGGCCGGAGCUGGCAUAGUUCUCUGUGUCGGCGGCCCAGCUUUUGUUCAAUAUAUUCGUCCAACAGAGGAGGAGCUUUUCAAGAGAUAUAACCCUGAGCUUCAAAAGAAGAGUCUUGAGAAUCGCGAACGCCGUGAGAAGGAAUUCGAUGACUACGUCACCAAGUUGAAGGAGUGGUCAAAAUCGGACAAGUCCAUCUGGGUGUCCGCUCAAGAAGAUGCAGACAGGAAACGUGCAGAGAUGGAAGCGCGUACGGUCCGUGCGAAGGAAGAAGCCAGGAUACAAAGGGAAGAAAUGCGAAAGGAGCUACAGGGCGAGAAAUGA
Molecule: messenger RNA, 351 nt
Organism: Paecilomyces variotii
Lineage: Eukaryota; Fungi; Ascomycota; Eurotiomycetes; Eurotiales; Thermoascaceae
Exons: 4
Coding region: 1-351 (116 amino acids)
Biological process (GO): mitochondrial respiratory chain complex III assembly
Cellular component (GO): mitochondrial membrane
Source: RefSeq, a predicted model, not a curated record